Quercus robur (English oak) is the source of this 984-nucleotide messenger RNA. RefSeq names its product RNA polymerase II C-terminal domain phosphatase-like 4. Lineage: Eukaryota; Viridiplantae; Streptophyta; Magnoliopsida; Fagales; Fagaceae. The coding region runs from base 1 to 984 and encodes 327 amino acids. The record is from RefSeq and is a predicted model, not a curated record. Gene Ontology annotation, molecular function: RNA polymerase II CTD heptapeptide repeat phosphatase activity. The transcript has 2 exons.
AUGGUCUUCCCACAAGAUUCAUCAGGCUUGUAUUCCAGUUCAUUUAGUAUCAUGGGUGUUCAUGAUGAUACACAUAAAGCAAAUCUUAAGGCUUAUGGAGGAAUGUGUAUGGAUUGUGUGAAUGAAGCAUUCAGAUCGAAAUAUCUGAAAACCCCUGAAGAACUUUUGCAACAUAAGUUCAAGGAUAGCCUAUUCCGUGUGCAACCUUGGGCGUUGAUGACCAAGUUGAGGCCUUUCGUUCACACUUUUCUGAAAGAAGCAAGUACCAUGUUUGAAUUGCAUAUGUGUACAAUGGGUAAACGAGAUUAUGCAUCAAAAAUGGUUGAGUUUCUUGACCCUGAAAAAGUUUACUUCAAGUCCAGAGUUAUUGCACGUGAAGAUUUAGUUGACUCAGAAGAGAAGAGUCUUGAUCUUGUGCCAAGGUACAAACGUAUGGCUAUUAUUCUUGAUGAUAACCUGCAUGUGUGGAAACAUGAUCAAUCAAACUUGAUUCUUGUUCAGAAAUAUUUUUACUUUAAUUCAAAAAGUGCCAAGAGUAUUGCAUCUUUUUCUGCAUUGAACACUGAUGAAGAUGAGACCACUGGCGUGCUCGCCACCAUUCUUGAAAAACUUAAACUAAUCCACAGACUUUUUUUCAACCCAAAAUCCAAGGGUGGUCUUGUGCAUAGAGAUGUUAGAUCGAUACUUGCAAACCUUAGGGUACUCCAAGGAUGUAAAUUAACCUUCAAAGGUAAUUUUCCCCCGAGUUUGAAGCCAGAAAAUUCGUGUCUUUGGUUGAUGGCAGAGGAGUUGGGAGCAAUUUGUUCUAUGGAUGAUGUUCUUACCCCCUUCACACAUGUGGUCACUUGUGCUGCCACAGCAGAGGAGUCUCAGCAGGCAGAGCUGGACAAAACUAUUUUGGUCCAUCCAAGGUGGUUACAUGCUUGCUACGAUGCAUGUAAAAGGUAUCCUGAAAAAGAUUUUCAGGUUGAGCUGAAAAACUAG